Messenger RNA from Staurois parvus, 462 nucleotides. Lineage: Eukaryota; Metazoa; Chordata; Amphibia; Anura; Ranidae. The record is from the annotation of a GenBank genome assembly.
AGGAGAUGACCAGAGACUGCGGACAUAGUACAGGGGAUGACCAGAGACUGCAGACAUAGUACAGGAGAUGACCAGAGACUGCGGACACAGUACAGGGGAUGACCAGAGACUGCGGACACAGUACAGGAGAUGACCAGAGACUGCGGACAUAGUACAGGGGAUGACCAGAGACUGCAGACAUAGUACAGGAGAUGACCAGAGACUGCGGACACAGUACAGGGGAUGACCACAGACUGCAGACAGUACAGGGGAUGACCAGAGACUGCGGACAUAGUACAGGAGAUGACCAGAGACUGCGGACAGUACAGGAGAUGACCAGAGACUGCGGACACAGUACAGGAGAUGACCGGAGACUGCGGGCACAGUACAGGGGAUGACCAGAGACUGCGGACAUAGUACAGGAGAUGACCAGAGACUGCGGACAGUACAGGAGAUGACCAGAGACUGCGGACACAGUACAGG